UGUUUUCAUUUUGCUUUCAUUGCGUGGAGUAACAAAGUAUCCACUAACUGAACUGAAUAAGAUAACCGAAUCUCAUUCGACUGAAAAUGUCUAAACUACAGUUGUUGCGUUUGUUUUUAAAUGAGCGUUUAACGGCGGCUGCUGUGGAGAUUUUCGGGGCAGUUGAGAAAACGGUAGUGGAGUACCAGGAGGAGAAUGAUCGGCUGCGGAGACUGUUGCGGAGGACACCAGAGAUACAACUAUGUGGAAUAGAAUCCCUGCAACUUUCUGUCUCUGAAAAGGAGGUUCCCCCUGAGCAGCAGCACUGUGAGCAGGAGUGGAGCCCCAGUCUGGGACAGAAGGACCCAGAUACCACACUGAUUAAAGGGAAACAGGAGGAAGAACAGCUUCAAUGUCUGGAGCCUGAUAUCAUAGAGUUCAUAUUCACUCCUUCCUGUGUGAAAAGUGAAUGUGAUCAGGAGGACCCACUUCAGUCCUUGACUCUUCCCCAAACCCAGACUGUGGAGAACAGAGAGAGAGACUCUAAACCGGUGGAUCUCAAACCUUUUGGCACUGUGACCCACAUUAAUGGUCUUUACAUUCCCUGUUUAUCGCCAUAUACUCAGAACAAUCCCUCCAGCCACAGUUCAGCCGUAAGCAGCGACCCAGUAGGACUUGACAGCAGCCCACCAUUGGGUCCCACCCCACCAUUAGAUCCAAACCCACCAAUGGGGGAACGCGGUUCCAAACUCAGCACCACGUCUAUAAAAACUCACCACUGCCAUGACUAUGGUGAAAUGUUUCCUCUGAAAGCUGAACUGCAGAGACACAUGACUCUUACCAAGAAGAGACUCGGCGAAUGUCACUUAUCCAAUAAACAGUACAACUCCACCUGUAAACCGGAAGCCAAUGUCCAACUCUGUCCCAUGGAGAAAUCCUGCACUUGCCCUAUUUGUGGCAUGACCAUCAAACACAAGGGAGAUCUGUCCAGGCACAUGGGUAUUCACACAGGAGAGAAACCAUUUAGCUGUGGUGACUGUGGGAAAAGCUUCUAUCAGAAGGGACACCUUACAGAUCAUAAACGGACUCACACAGGAGAGAAACCAUUUAGCUGUGGUGACUGUGGGAAAAGCUUCAAUUUGAAGGGCAACCUAAGGAAGCAUAAACUGACUCACACAGGAGAGAAACCAUUUAGCUGUGGAGACUGUGGGAGAAGCUUCAGUCUCAAUAUGAACUUAACCAGGCAUAAACUGACUCACACAGGAGAGAAACCAUUUAGCUGUGGUGACUGCGGGAAAAGCUUCACUCAAAAGACGAAUCUGCUGAUGCAUGUGAAAAACAUCCACAAAGGAGGAAAGCAGGACAAAAACUGAAAGAAAGAAAAUGAGGACAAAGUUGUUCUGUCAAAAGAAUGGGAAAAACAGGCAGUAUGUGGACAACACGUUUUAAGUAGGGCUGGUGUGUGUGUAUAUAUAUAUAUAAAAAAUUAAAUGGAUGAUAUUUGAU
Messenger RNA from Oncorhynchus masou masou (cherry salmon), 1485 nucleotides. Its product is annotated as zinc finger protein 250-like. The record is from RefSeq and is a predicted model, not a curated record. Gene Ontology annotation, cellular component: nucleoplasm. Bases 87 to 1352 code for a protein of 421 amino acids. Gene Ontology annotation, biological process: regulation of transcription by RNA polymerase II. NCBI's taxonomy places the organism in Eukaryota, Metazoa, Chordata, Actinopteri, Salmoniformes, Salmonidae. Gene Ontology annotation, molecular function: DNA-binding transcription repressor activity, RNA polymerase II-specific; RNA polymerase II cis-regulatory region sequence-specific DNA binding. The transcript has 2 exons.